GGGAUGCAGCAGACCUCCCUUAGAAGUGGGUCUGGUCUGCGUAUUGACCACUCUCCUCUGCAUUCUGGUUAUUUCCCCCUGGCCUGAUGAAAUUCCCCAUGACUUUUAGUCGUGUUUAGAAUUUUCUAUCUAUCUGCAAAAAUACUUCUUGUGUAGUUCUUCCUUCGGGAAGAUGAAGCUCGUUGGAGCCAGCUGGGAAUUGGCAUAGAGCUGUGUGUUUGAUCUUUUUGGUAAAUCCUAUCAUGUCUUACUUUUGCAUGUUCAAAAGUAAGAAAAAUAUUUUUGUGCCUGUUUGCAGCCAGCUCUCUCAGGAGAGCAGCUGGGAAUUAGUGCAAGGGGCUUUAACAUCCAGCUGCAGACUUCAGUGGAGAAGUCUGAUGUGAGGAAAAGUGGUGUAAGUCCCAGGUGGCCAAUGACAGAAAUAGUGGUGUUGGGAGGUGGGGAUCAAGGCUGUCCAUACAGUGUCAGACCUCAAGGGACUGUUCUUCCAGUCUGUCCAGACCUCAUCCUGGACAUCCUGGAUCAAUAUCAAUUAAAAUGUCUUGCUGCCACAUUAUCCAUAAACUGAAAAAUAAUGAAAAAAAUCCCCAAAUAUUAAAAAAAAUUAAAUGCUCAUAGAAAUUCUCACCUUUAACUAGACUCCCCCAAACCUCUCUAAUUAACUGUACAAGUCUUGAAAACUUGAAGAAAUUGUAGUAGAGACAGGGCUCAUUAGAGCUUUCUCUACUUUUAUGAGCCACAUGUUGUAUUUGGUGCUUAGCCCAUGAACAUCAGAUACUGAGACGAGGCUGAAAAACCUCUCAAGGAUUUAAAGCCAGAAGUAAAUGCCAAAGUGUAUUGGAAUGGUACUGAGCCCAGCUGAGGGCAAUUAAUGACAAAAUUUCCUCAGGGACUUCUUAGAGCUCUCUUUGCCUUGCUCGUCUCCCUGAGAUGCCCAGGCAGAAACCUCAGUCCUGCUGCACUUUGCAGAGGAGCUUCUCCUGGGCAGAGCUGUCUCUCUGCAGCGCUGCCGCUUGCCAUGAGCUCCCUCUGUCCCAGGAGCCCAGCCCAGCUCAGCAGCACAGCAGCAGCACAAGGCACUUUAACGACCCCUCUGGUGGGUUUGAUGUGGGGUCCAUGGACAUCAGAUGGUGAUGGGAAGUUGAAGAAACCUCUCAAGAAGUCAAAGUCAGAUUGUAACUCCAAGAUGCAAACCCUCCUGAGGAGGAGGGCUCUGUCCAUCCUCCUCCACAGCCAAGAAACUGAGAAUACCAUCCUGCCAGAUCCUGUCUCCUGCAGGAUGUGCCAGCUUCAGGAGAUCCCUCCAGGAACUGCAGCUGCAUUGCCUCAUAGCCAGAGACUUACUGUGUCAAGGACUGUGAAGAUUUCUCCUUCCAUGAACUCCCAGCAUCCUCCCCACCCCACAUUAACUUCUACCUCUGUCUGCCAUGGAGCUCAGUGCAGACCGUCCAUGUGCUGUCACAGGGUCCCCAGGAGGUACAGGAGCUGCCCGGCCCCAUGUCUGCAAGGCUGAAGGAGCAGCCCCUGCAGCCCUGGCUGCAGCCGUCAGGCUGGGGGUGUCUCGGGGGCACCACAGGGAUGUGCCGGGCACGGCGCCAGGAGGAAACCACAGACUUCCUGCCCGGGUGCCACGGGGGGAGCGCGGGGGCUGUGGUUUGUGCACCUGCAGGCUGCAGCUCUGAUCCACCCGUGGGGAAUAACGGCCCCUCGGUGACACGCUGACAGUCAGGAACACGUCUGAGCCUCUGGGCUGCACGUCUGCUGCCAGGACAGGGAUGUGUCCCAGCUCCAGCUCCUGUGAGGGACCUUCCAUGGGCUCUCCAUGGAGCGGUGGGUGAGACAGCGCUCCUGGGAUGGGGCUCUGCCCUGGGCUAAGGCCCUUUCCCAGCUGCUGCUCCCAGCACAGUGGGCUCUGUCGCAGGGACAGGGGCUGCUUCCUUCCCUUCCUGACACAGCCCCAGUGCAGUCCCAGCCCCCUGGGUCUUAUGGCACAAGAAUGGUUGGACACUCACACGUUGGGCUCUUGGAUGUGCCUGUCACAGGACGUGCUCGGUGCUCCUGGUCCAUUCCACAGUGCUCAAGGAGUGAAAAAUCUGUUUCCCCCAAUACAGCUGGUCCUGUCCUGUGAUGCUCCACCACCACAGUGAUGUGACACCUGCAGCGGAGCCGUCCCUCAUAUAUGGUCAUAAAUGGUGCUGGAGAAGUUCAUUGGAGGACCGGGCUGUGUCAGAGGGGAGAUAGCUCCCGAUAAUGUCUAAAAAGGUGUCGCUGCUUUGAUUGGCUCCUCCUGUAGCUGGGCUGGCAUCUACAGACAUAUAUUGCCCUCCCAUCAUCAUUGUUCCCACGAGUCUCUGGAGCUGUGGCAGGGAGCACGGCACAGAGGGAUGUGCCAUCAGGGCAGGAGGCUCGGGAUGGGCACAGAGAGACUCCUGUCCCCUCAGACACUGUGGCUGCUCUUCUGGGUACAGCUGUGCCAGGGUAAGUGUUGACUCCUUUGUCCCACCACCCAGGGCCAGUGGGUACAAGCGUGGUCAUGACGACCUGUCUGGGAAUGGGGUUUUUUUGCAGGCAUUACUGAGACAAGGAACAGAAGGUACUCAAAUCCGUGGAAUCUGUGCCUUUCUCUGUGCCCAUCUGGGUGGGAGAGAGUAUCUCUUUUUCAAGGGCUCCAGUGUUUAGGGCAGUCUGUGCCCAGCUGGGCUGAAAAACCCCCUGUCCUGGGGUACCCUUUUUGGACCCCCUAUUCCCCAACACUCUGCCUCUGGAGCAGGCCUCACUGGUGAUGGCAGCACUCAGAGAUACCCUGGGCAGUGCCAGCCAGUGGGGUGCCCCAGAAGGUUUGUGUGCUGCUCACCACUCCUUGUGCCAGGGGAGACUUGACCCCACGAGGGUAGUUUGUGCCCCACAGAGAGAAGAGGACAGGGACAUUCAGUAGAGAGAUGUUCUUUGUGAGGGGCCUGGCUCAGUGCAGGGGCUGGGCUGAUGCCAGGACAGAGGAGGGGAUGUGGGUGGGAGGAUCCUCUGGAUGGUCUCAGUGGGAACAGAGAAAGCCCUGGGGGUGGGUUUGGAUGGUGCCAGGGCAUGCAGUUUGCAUGGGAAGCUGCUGGCCUGGGUACAUGGGGCUGUUGUGGGUGUGCGAGGCUGCAGAGGAGUGGGUGCCCAGUGCAGAGCUGGGGAGUGUGCGGGUGGGCUUGGGUGCCGGGCAGGCGGCUGUUGGGGUGGGAAGACGUGCUUCGUGUGGUGGGGUGGAGAAUGACCCAGCAGUGCUGGAGGGCACCCCAGCCUUGCAGAGCUGUGGGGACAAAAGGGACCCUCACACUGCACUGGGGACAGACUUGGCCCAGGCAGGAGGUUCCCCAGACCUCCAGCACUGGGACUCGACACUCCUGACUCAUCCCUUGUUGGUGUUUGAAGGUGCCGUGGAGGUGAGGCUGGCGGAUGGUGGCGGGCGCUGUGCUGGGAGAGUGGAGGUGAAACACCAGGCACAGUGGGGGACCGUGUGUGAUGACUACUGGGGCAUGAACGAUGCUGCAGUGGUUUGUAAGCAGCUGGGCUGUGGAUCUCCUGUUGGAGCUCACUGGUUUGGCAAAUUUGGGCCAGGAUCUGGCCCCAUUUGGAUGGAUGAUGUCGGCUGUAGUGGUACCGAAUCUACCUUGUCUGACUGCAAACACAAAGGAUGGGGAAAUCACGAUUGUAGUCACACUGAGGAUGCUGGAGUGACAUGUUCAGGAUUUGUCCGUCUGGUGGACGGGAAGAGCCGCUGCUCAGGACGUGUGGAGAUCCAUGACGAGGACCAGUGGAAAACUGUUUGUGAUUCACACUUUGGCCCCAAAGCCGCUGACGUGGUCUGCAGGGAGCUGCAGUGCGGCGUGGCCCUGCCUACGGCUGGAGGAGGUCACUUUGGAGAAGGGGCUGGUCCCAUGUGGGGUGGAGAGCUGCAGUGUGUGGGGAAUGAGUCCCUCCUGUCCUCCUGCCCCAAGGGGUCCCCCAGGGACCAGGCCUGCACCCAGAUGAACAGCGCUGCCAUCACCUGCACACUUUUCGAAGGUGCUGUGGAGUUGAGGCUGGCGGAUGGUGGCAGGCACUGUGCUGGGAGAGUGGAGGUGAAACGCCAGGGACAGUGGGGAACCGUGUGCGAUGACAACUGGGGCAUGGAAGAUGCUGCAGUGGUUUGUAAGCAACUGGGCUGUGGAUCUGCUGUUGGAGUUGACCAGGAUGGCUAUUAUGGGCCAGGAUCUGGUCCCAUUUGGAUUGAUGGUGUUGACUGUAAUGGCACCGAAUCUGCCUUGUCUGACUGCACACUCGGAGGAUUGGGUAACUAUAGCUGUGAUCACAUUUAUGACACUGCAGUGAUGUGUUCAGGAUUUGUCCGUCUGGUGGACGGGAAGAGCCACUGCUCAGGACGUGUGGAGAUCCAUGACGAGGACCAGUGGAAAACAGUUUGUGAUUUACACUUUGGCCCCAAAGCCGCUGACGUGGUCUGCAGGGAGCUGCAGUGCGGCAUGGCCCUGCCUACGGCUGGAGGAGGUCACUUUGGAGAAGGGGCUGGUCCCAUGUGGGGUGGAGAGCUGCAGUGUGUGGGGAAUGAGUCCCUCCUGUCCUCCUGCCCCAAGGGGUCCCCCAGGGACCAGGCCUGCACCCAGAUGAACAGCGCUGCUGUCACCUGCACACAGUACACAGGGUUCAGGCUGGUGAACGGCAGCACAGCGUGUGCAGGGAGGGUGGAGGUCCAGGUUCUGGGGACCUGGGGGACCCUCUGUGCCUCCCGCUGGGAUCUCUUGGAUGCCCACGUUCUGUGUCGUCAGCUCAACUGUGGGUUUGCUGAGUCCAUUCCUGGAGGAGAGCAUUUUGGGAGAGAGACUGGCCUCAUCUGGAGAGAGUCCUUCCACUGCGAUGGGACUGAAGCCCACCUGGGACAGUGCCCAGCAGUAACCUUGGGGGCCUCACCAUGCUCUCACGGCAAUGCUGCUGCUGUCAUUUGCUCAGGCCCAGCCGACUCUGCAUCCCUGCGGCUGGUGGGCGGCGGGAGCCGGUGUGACGGGCGAGUGGAGAUCUUCCAGCGCGGGACAUGGGGCAGAGUCCUGGACGACCAGUGGGACGUGCGGGAGGCCAGCGUGGUGUGCCGGCAGCUGCGGUGUGGAGAGGCAGAAAAAGCCUACAACCCCCCAAAGUCUGAGCGAGGGAUGGGCCCCGUGGGGCUGCGAGGGGUCCGGUGCGCAGGGCACGAGGCCAGCCUGACCCUCUGCAACACCUCCCUGCCCGGGAGUGCCCUGCUGGGAGCGGUUGUGGAGGACGUGGGAGUCAUUUGCUGGGGGAGCCGGCGGGUCCGGCUGGUGAACCAGCCCAGGCGCUGUGCAGGAAGAGUGGAGAUCUACUACCAGGGCAGCUGGGGGACCGUCUGUGACGAUGGCUGGGACCUGUCUGAUGCCACUGUUGUGUGCCACCAGCUGGGCUGCGGAGGGGCGGUGGAGGCGGCCGGCUCCGCUUGGUUUGGGGAAGGCUCCGGGCAGAUCUGGCUGGAUGGCGUGAACUGCUCCGGGGCUGAAACUGCUCUCUGGGACUGCGCUGCCAGGCCCUGGGGGCAGCACGACUGCGGGCACAAAGAGGACGCGGGCGUCAUCUGCUCAGAGUUCGUGGCCCUGAGGCUGGAGAACAGUGAUGGCUGCUCCGGGCGCCUCCAGGUUUUCUACAAUGGGACAUGGGGGAGUGUUUGCUCUAGCUCGAUGACUCCUGACACGGUGUCACUGGCGUGCAAAGAGCUGGGCUGCGGGGAUGGAGGAUCCCUGGAAACAGGCCUGCCCUAUGGCAGGGUGUCUGGCCCUGCCUGGCUGGAUUAUGUGCAGUGUGGGGAGAGAACCAGCUCCUUCUGGCAGUGUCCCUCUGCUCCCUGGGACCCACGGUCAUGUGAUAACCUGCAAGAAGAGACCCACAUCACCUGCAAUGGAGGACGCCCAGAAAUGCCUCCAGAGCCUUUGACCCCGUGCCCCAACUCCAGCAGCUGCACAGACAGGGAGAAGAUCCGUGCCAUGGGAGGUGAGGAUGGCUGCUCGGGCAGAGUGGAGCUCUGGCAUCGUGGCUCCUGGGGGACAGUGUGCGAUGACUCCUGGGACAUGCAGGAUGCCCAGGUGGCAUGCAGGCAGCUGGGCUGUGGCCCUGCGGUGUCUGCCCUGCAUGAGGCUGCUUUUGGGGUGGGCCAAGGCCCCAUCUGGCUGGAGCGGGUGGAGUGCCAGGGGACGGAGUUGUCUCUGCAGGACUGCUGGGCCCGGCCUGGGGACGGACGUGCUUGCCGGCAUAAGGAAGAUGCUGCUGUGCGCUGCUCAGCUACACCCAGGACAGCAGCAUCCCCACCAGGAGCAGAUCCCCCUCGGGGCCGUCCCACUGCCAGCGGGAGAGUCUCAGUGCCCGUCAUCAUCUGCAUCAUCCUGGGGGCUCUUCUCUGCCUGCUCCUGGCCCUUCUGGCUGGGCAAGUGCUCAGUGCCAGGGCUGGGCACAGAGGCUCCAGGAAAGCCCAGGAGCUCUUCCCCGAGGCUGUGUAUGAGGAGAUCGGUUACAGCCCAGUGUGGGAGAAGCAGAAGAGGUUUGGUCGCUCAGGCUCCUCUUCAGAGCAGUCCCUUUCAGAGCAGCCCCUGACCCAGCUGCAGCUCUACCCUGGGCACCAUGAGGAGGAGCAUGGUCUGAGAUCAGCACCAGAUGUUAUUGUUCUGCCCGGGGAUGACCCAGCAGAUGGCUAUGAUGAUGCCAGGGAGGUUUCUGACCCUAGGGAGGACGUUGCCCCUAGGCAGGGAGCUUGGGAAAUGCCCAGGGUGCCAGAGGAGGAAGCAGGACCCAGGGAUGCACCCAGAGGGGGCAGCCUGUGCUCCCAGAGAAAUGCCGAGGUCCCUGGAGCCGAAGGAGACACCUCGUCUUUGACCCUGGAGAGCAUGGGCUAUGAUGAUGUUGAAGAGGACUCUCUGGCACAUCCUCAUGAGGACAGAGCUGCAACAGAGCUGGGUGCACAGCAAUCCCUGAGCCCCCGGCCAGGAGAGCCCAUCCCUGUUGUGCAGCUGGGUGCAGCCAGGAGGGAGGAGAGGUCUGUGCAGCUGGGAGACCCAUGAUCACCAGGGAACCAUCUACCUUUGCCCAUGGUCAGCAUAAACAGCCCAGAUUUUCCUUGUUUUUUUUUUUUUUUU
Columba livia (rock pigeon) is the source of this 7169-nucleotide messenger RNA. Its product is annotated as scavenger receptor cysteine-rich type 1 protein M130-like. The transcript is spliced from 16 exons. Lineage: Eukaryota; Metazoa; Chordata; Aves; Columbiformes; Columbidae. The record is from RefSeq and is a predicted model, not a curated record. Gene Ontology annotation, cellular component: plasma membrane. Gene Ontology annotation, biological process: zymogen activation. Gene Ontology annotation, molecular function: serine-type endopeptidase activity. The coding region runs from base 2940 to 7094 and encodes 1384 amino acids.